Messenger RNA from Penicillium odoratum, 2022 nucleotides. Its product is annotated as T6SS phospholipase effector Tle1-like catalytic domain-containing protein. Lineage: Eukaryota; Fungi; Ascomycota; Eurotiomycetes; Eurotiales; Aspergillaceae. The record is from RefSeq and is a predicted model, not a curated record. The transcript is spliced from 2 exons. Bases 1 to 2022 code for a protein of 673 amino acids.
AUGGCCCACCACGUAGCGCCUUCUGCUGCACCGAAGCAGUUCGUGCUCUGCUUCGAUGGUACUGGAAAUAAGUUUGCUGGUGAUGAAUCAGAUAGCAAUGUCUUGAAAAUCUUUCGCAUGCUGGAUCGCAGUAAACCGCACCAAUACCAUUACUACCAACCCGGUAUUGGUACCUAUGUGACAACCAAAUCACUCUCCAGCCAUGGUCGCAUCCAGCGCAUUAGAUCCUGGUACGAAAAGGCCAAGGAUUCGGCCAUCGGUUCUUCAUUCGACGAGCAUGUAAUGGGCGGGUACAAGUUCCUGAUGCGGUACUAUUCUCCUGGUGACGAGAUUUUCUUCAUCGGGUUCAGUCGCGGCUCAUAUAUUGCGCGAUUUCUGGCUGAGAUGCUCGACUACAUCGGUCUACUCGAAGCUGGUAACGAGGAGUUGAUUCGGUUCGCUUGGAAGACCUUCGCCAAGUGGCAGCAGCGCCAGGGCGACUCGGAGGAGGACCAGGAAGAGAAGAAGAAACUCUUCGAGUAUAUGAAGGCCUUCCGUGAAACAUUCAGUCGCCCGAUCACGCGCAUCAAGUUCAUGGGACUUUUCGAUACUGUCAACAGUGUCCCGCGCUUUGAGAACGCCUGGAUGCAACGCAGCAAGUUCCCCUACACUGCACGCAGUUCGGCCAGUGUCAUUCGUCAUGCUGUCGGUAUUGAUGAGCGCCGUGCCAAGUUCCGUCAGGAUUUGAUCUCGGGAAAGCGCCCGCAAGACAAGAAGAAUAAGCACCACCGUCAUCACCUUCCUACUCCGCACAUCCCUAAUCCCCACUUUGAGAACCCCUUGGCACACCACGUCGAUGCUCAACAUCAUCUGCAUCUCCACAAUCAGGAUGCUCUGCGCAAGCAACAUCAAGAGGUUGCCCCCACCGAUGAAGUCCCCGCUAUUCGUUUGAAUGACGAUUCCGGCACCCCUGAUGAGAAACCGGCCCCGCACGAGGGAGUGCCUCCAUUGGAAAAUCCAGGAUGGGGUCCCAACCCAGGCGAGUCAUACUACCACUCCCGUCACCUUCACGCUGGCUCAUCCAAUCAGGGGAGUGACAGUAAUUUUGGAGAAAAGUCCCACCGAUACCGUGCACCAUCUCGAGGAUCACCUGGCCUGACCGUUCCCAACGGAAAGGUAUCUUUCGAGGAUCUCACAUCGGUCCGCAGUGGUCAAUCUGGCAAUCUCUCGAUCCAGGUUCCCAGUCAUGCCGGCGAUGGAUACGACAGUGACGACGAAGAGCAAGACAUCCGCGAGGUCUGGUUCCCAGGAUGCCACGCUGAUAUCGGUGGAGGAUGGAAACUUGAGGGCGGCGAGCUGUGGGCCCUGAGCCACGCUCCAUUGGUCUGGAUGGUCCAGGAAGCCCAAAAAGCCGGACUUGAACUGGAUGAGCGCAAGAUGAAGCAAUUCCAGUGUUUGGAGGAGUACGAUGGUGACUACACUCCUAUCCAGGAAACCCUUGGCAACCGCCGUGGCAGCCGCAUCAGUACGAGCCCGGGUCACCAGGACGACCCUGAUGCCUACCGCGUUGGACCUGAUGAGAAGCAGCGUUCCGCUGCCAGUCGCGAUUUCUGGCAUGCGCUACACACAUCGAGCACGAAGGGUCCCAAGCACGAUUGUCUGGAGUUCAAUCAGGGUUUACCUAGGCUCUCUGUGAUUUCUUGGCGGAUCAUGGAAUGGCUGCCGUUCCGUCGUAUGGAUCUUCAGAGUGAUGGGUCGUGGAAGCCUAUUCGCUGGCCGUUGCCGCGUGGUGAGGUCCGUGACGUGCCUUUGGACGCUGAGAUUCACGUGUCUGCUAUUCGCCGUAUGCAGGCCGAUCCGACCUACCGCCCUGGUAAUAUUAUUGUUGGUGGCGGUGGCCGUGGUGUGCGUAUUGCUCCCACUUAUCUCGGCAUGGGCGAAUGGGAAGUGUUCAAGAACGAGGGUGAUGGGGUCCGGGAGACGUAUGUGCGGAAAGACCAGGCUCCCAAAUGUAAGGAUCUGGCUCACGAACAUACCCAUUGA